Messenger RNA from Vidua macroura (Pin-tailed whydah), 872 nucleotides. RefSeq names its product HIV-1 Tat interactive protein 2 (gene HTATIP2). Gene Ontology annotation, cellular component: cytoplasm. Bases 8 to 781 code for a protein of 257 amino acids. Lineage: Eukaryota; Metazoa; Chordata; Aves; Passeriformes; Viduidae. Gene Ontology annotation, biological process: import into nucleus. The record is from RefSeq and is a predicted model, not a curated record. The transcript has 6 exons.
UCUCGGCAUGGCGGCGGGCGGCGGCGGCAGGAGCUGCUUCGUGCUGGGCGCCUCCGGGGAGACGGGCCGGGCGCUGCUGCGGGAGCUGCUGGCCCGGCGGGCCUUCGCCCGGGUCACGCUGAUCGGGCGGCGCCGGCUGAGCCUGGGCGAGGCGGAGGCGGCCGUGGAGCAGGCAGUGGUGGACUUCGAGCGGCUGGGCGAGCACGCCGCCGCCUUCCAGGGACACGACGUGGGCUUCUGCUGCCUGGGCACUACCAGGGCCAAGGCUGGCGCAGAUGGCUUUGUCCGUGUGGAUCGGGACUACGUGGCGCAGGCAGCGGAGCUGGCGCGGGCAGGGGGCUGCAAACACUUUGUCCUGCAGUCCUCCCGAGGGGCAAACCCACAGAGCCGCUUCCUCUACCUCCGCGUGAAGGGAGAAGUGGAAAACUUGGUCGAGGCUGUUGGUUUUGAUCACUGUACCAUUCUCCGGCCAGCGGUGCUGCUGUGCAAGCGCCAGGAGUCCCGGCCCAUGGAGUGGAUAGCCCAGCAGUUCUUGGGUGCUGUGGCUCGGCUGUUCCCCACCGCUUACUCAGUGCCCGUGGAAACGGUGGCCAAGGCUAUGGUGGCCUGCGCGCUGCAGCCAGGAGAGGGGAAGGUGCUCUCUGGGCUGAGGAUGAACGCACGCAUGGGAGAGAUGUGGGGUGCUUGCAUGGCGAGUGUGGAGCCAGGGGUACAUCCACUUCUUUGUACUUGGGCUGAUUCUGUCAAGGCAUCAAAAAUGCAGGUGCUGGCUGCUGGGUGAGGAUAAACAAUGUGCUCCGCUGCCUGGAUCCAUAAUACGAAUACGGGUAAAGAUGAUGUAAUCCAGGCCUUGAAUAAAACCCUGUGACUGA